CCCUGCAGUGUCGCCAAAAAACAAAAAUCAAAUGUGGCUUUCGCCGUGCUCGCUGGAGGGGAAAAUUUGUUAUUCCCCCUGGGCGUAACAAGCACUUGGUUUUUGUUUAGGGCGAUUCUGUUUACGGACCUUGUAAACAAUGAUGCUGUCAAUUUCGCCUGUAUACACUACCAUAGAAAUGCAGAGGCGUAACCCGCCUGGCUUUUUGUUUACAGUUGAAAGUCGGAUCCGCCGUUUUGUUUUUUAUUGAUUUUCAUGAAGUGUGAAAUAUUUAUAAAUGAGUUUUUAUAUUUUUUAUAAAGUAUUUUUACUCCUCUUUCAGAUAUUAAUCAAAUCUCUGUUUGUGUAUAUUUGUUAGUUUCGCCCAUUUGUCGGUUCACGAUCGAAUUGAUCCUUACAUUUGAAAUGGGCUAGCUGCCAAAGGUAAACAUUGAGAAAAUUGCUAAACAAGUUAGUCAGUUUGGCCUCAAUAAUAUAAUAUCUUUGCAAGGAAGUAAUGUAAAUAAUCUAAGAGUAAAUAAUAGUAGUAACCGCGCUGGAAAUUCUGUACAAACAAUGGAAAUCGCAAAGCAAGACAUCAGUAAAACUAUCAAUUGUGAAGCGUUCAUUUCAGAUGCAUUCAGUUCGAAUUGUGGUCCAGAAAGUAAGAGCAGUCAUCUUUUCAAAGAUCCCAACUCAGAACCACCAAUAAUAAUUAUUGAUCUUAGUAGUUGCAGCGAAUCUAAUCAAAGUGAGAAAACAUCGGGUGCCCUCCUCGCACAGGAUGAUGCACAACAAAAUAGCAGUCAACCACAUGAAUGUGAAAUUUGUGGCAAACGAUACCUUCAUAGGAGGAACCUUGUCCAACACGUCAGCGUACAUCGCGGCGAGCGGCUGCUCAGUUGCGAAUUCUGUGAUAAGACUUUUAUCAGAAAUUCUAGCUUAUGGGCUCAUCGGUAUACCCACACCAGGCCGUACAAGUGCACCGUAUGCGGCAAAGAUUUUUCGCAAAAAGUCACCCUAAAUGAACAUAUGUCCAUUCAUACGCGAGACUAUCGGCACAGCUGUGAUGUGUGUGGAAAAGGAUUUAAUUUCGGUUCUCGUUUGAAGGAGCACAAACGUACGCAUACUGGGGAGCCCGGCAAAAAGAAAGUGAAAACCGAACCAACAGGAAAAAACGCGCAGAACAACGGGGAUUCAUCUCUUAACCUGCCGAAAGCCUCUCGCAUUUUAACCAACGAUUCUAAAUGGUUACACAAAUGCAAGCUUUGCAACAAGCGGUUUCUACAGAGGGAUCAAUUUGCCGCACACGUCCAGACACAUCUCGAUAAACGGCCCCUCAGUUGUGACAUCUGCGGUAAGACAUUCUCCAGGAACUCAGCUUUAUUGAUUCAUCGGUAUUUACACACCGAUGAGCGUCCGUUCAAGUGCACCAUUUGUGGCAAAGAUUUUAAACACAAAAGUAGACUAACUGUACAUAUGGCUUCCCAUUCGGGUGAGUUUCCACACAAGUGCACUAUAUGCGGGAAAGCCUUUGUCUUGAAAAGUAACCUUUCCUCACAUAUGUCCCUUCAUACGGGUGAUCGGCCAUUCAAGUGCCCCCUUUGCGGCAGAGAUUUUGUUAAAAAAUAUCUCCUAUCCUUGCACAUGUCCGUUCAUACGGGUGUCUAUCGGUACAAAUGUGAUGGGUGUGGUAAAGGAUUCAAUACUAACUAUCGUUUGAAGGAGCACCAGCGCAUACACACUUGUGGGCAGCUGCACAGCGAGAACGUCCCUGUGGAUGACCAUGAUAUGGAUGAUAAGCAAAAUAAGGGAAAUCCACCCAACUCUCUGCAGCCAACAUCUCAAGUCUCAACCGUCGAUUCCACUCGACCAUACAAGUGCGAAUUUUGUGACAAACAAUUCCAUCGUAAGAGCAGUCUAGUUCAACACGUCCGGGUACAUCGCGGCGAAAAACCAUUCGGUUGCGAUAUCUGCGACAAGGCAUUUUUCAGGAAGGACAGCUUAUGGAGUCAUCGACGAACACACAGCGGUGAGCGGCCGUUCAAUUGCACGGUGUGUGGCAAAGAUUUUGCUUUCAAAAAUGUCCUCACCACACACAUGUCCAUUCAUACGGGUGUCUAUCGGCACAGGUGUGAUCUGUGUGGCAAAGGAAUACAUUCCGUUUCUCGAUUGGAGGAGCACAUGCGUACUACGCAUGGGAACGGCGAAAUGAAUUUGCAAAGCAGCAAGAAUUCACCCAACAAUAUGAAGGUAAAAUCUCCUAUCUUGCCACACGAAUGCGAGCAUUGUGGUAAACGAUUUAUUCGCAAAAGCCGCCUUGCUGAACACAUCCGCUCACAUACCGGUGAACGGCCGUUCAGUUGCGAUGCAUGCGAUAAGACUUUCAUUAAUAGUUCAAGUCUUUAUGCACAUCAGAAUUCACAUAGCAGACCGUACAAGUGCAGCAUAUGCGAUAAAGAUUUUACCCAAAAAGUUAGCCUAACCACACAUAUGUCCCUUCAUACCGGUAACUAUCGGUACAGUUGUGACGUUUGUGGUAAAGGUUUUAAUUUGGAAUCUCGAUUGAAGGAGCAUUUGCUUUUGCACAAACAUACUGGUGAUGUAACGCAUAGUGAGAAUACAGUGGCAGAAUACAACGCACAAGAAGACAAGCAGAGCAAUGAGUAUCCCCACAACAUUGUAAAGGUAGAAUCUCCCAUUUUAUCCAUCGAAUCCACACAAAGCGAGGAAAAUCUCUCAACAAACGAUGCAAGUGACGACGUGCGAAACGACCAACAACCACCUAGCCCCCUGCAUGAAGCAUGCCCCAUUCCAUUUAUCGAUUCCAAACGGCCACAUGAAUGCAAACAUUGCGCUAAACGAUUUCUACAGAAGUGGCACCUGGUCGAUCAUCUUCAGACACAUAGCGGCAAACGACCAUUCAGCUGCGAUGUAUGCGGUAAGACAUUCGUCAGAACUUCUACCUUGUCGAUCCAUCAGAAGACUCACACCGGUGAGCGAGCUUUCAAUUGCACCGUAUGUGGCAAAGAUUUUACCUACAAAUAUAGUCUAACCGCACACAUGCAGAUUCACACGGGUGAGACACCGCACAAGUGUAACGUGUGCGGCCAAACUUUUGUCUACAAAAAUGGUUUAAUCGCGCAUAUGCCCAUUCAUACUGGUGAGUGGCUUUACAGGUGUACCGUGUGUGACAAAGGGUUUGCCAUAAAAAGUGCCCUAACCGACCACAUGGCUCUUCACACGGGUGUCUAUCGGCACAAGUGUGAUGUGUGUGGUAAAGGAUUCCAUGCCAGCACUCGUUUGAAGGUACACAAACGCAGGCAUAUUAAUGAUCCAUCGUCCGGGUUGGUCAGUUAAUUUCCUUUCGGGUAGUGAUGUUAGGUGUAUUAUUUUUAGUUUGUUAUCGAUUCUUCCGCUUUCAGCGAAAAAAUAGGUAGACCAAAUACGGGACACAAGCUAAUCUAAAAGAUUCUACAAUAAUUGUUGUCAAUUGACUGAGCCAUGUGCAGUUGUGUUAGUGCGAGAUUGAGGUUAAAUCUGAUGGAGAAUCGUGCGCAUCGCGUAAACAUAUAUGUCUAUACACAUUGCAACUGUGUUGGUGUCCUAGACGUUAAAUAAGUCAAUGGUAAUAAUUUUAAUACAAUGUGAACUGAAUUCUAGUACGAAUAAGUUAUCCCACUUUGUCAAAUCCUAUACCAAUUAUAACA
This is a messenger RNA of Topomyia yanbarensis, 3689 nucleotides long. Its product is annotated as zinc finger protein 665-like. Gene Ontology annotation, biological process: regulation of cytokine production; negative regulation of transcription by RNA polymerase II; regulation of immune system process. Bases 556 to 3339 code for a protein of 927 amino acids. The transcript has 7 exons. The record is from RefSeq and is a predicted model, not a curated record. Lineage: Eukaryota; Metazoa; Arthropoda; Insecta; Diptera; Culicidae.